AGCCCAAUCAUUCGAAGUUCACUCAGCUGUGACCAGCAAUACAAAUCGGUAACGCAUCGGUCAACGAUUGUGAACGCGUACGCAUUCGAAAACCAAAACAGUUAAUUUUUGUUUAGCCGACAUAAAGGAUAUACAUAAUGAGAACGGUCUUCGUGCUGUUGCUGUGCGUUGGCACAGCUUUUACGGCAACUCAUGUUAAUAUCUCGAUUGCUCAACACCCGGCCACGAAUCCUGCUGACGUCACCUAUUUAGAGGGUACCGCUCCCGAGGAAUUGAAAGCGGGUCCAGCUAAGAAGCCAAGUGGAGAGGAACGUUUCGCCAGGUUACGGACAGCCGAUGAAAGUGUUAAUGUAGACAAGGUUCAGAUGAGUGGUGAGCAAAAAAAAGAAGAGGCGACGAGCUUCGUUGACAACUCAAAAUCCGCUCAGCAAGUUCAACGAAAUCCAGAACAAUCGAAUGACUUUAAGCAACAACAACAACGAUUCUAUGGACAUAUACGUCAACAGAAUCGGCAGAGUCAAUUUCGCCAAGCUAAUGCUCAGGAGAAACAGAAUCAGGAGUUCGAACGUUAUAUACAAAACUAUCACAGUGGCCCGACUGUAGAAACUGUAUUUGAAACCGCCGAUCAUUCUCCAUCCGGACGUUAUGAGUACUCAUCCUCGUCUUCAUCUUCAGGUGGUCCUGCGCGACUUGUCGCUAUCGAUUCGAAACCUUCACAGCAACAACACACCUUCGAAAGGCAAGUUGCACUUCCCGCUGCUGUAGAGACUUCCGCCGCAGCGUCUGCGGAUGAUCAGUCAAAAUCAGCGCCCGACGCAAAGAUCCAAAUUUCACCUGCACCAGUAUCUGCACAACCAGUUGUAGCUGCGCCAGCACCUGUACAUGCACACGCACCAGCUCCAUCUGUUCCAGUCGCAGCUAUUGUUCCAACUGUGCCUACAAAGACGGUUAAUACUCUACAUAGUGGUAGUAGUGACGGUGGCAAAGUGAGUCUUGGCGGUUCAUACGGUCCUAGUUUCGGCGGUGCUAGCGGCGGUUCCCAUGGUGUGACGUUUAGAGUUGCUGGCGGUGGCGGAUAUAGUCCACCAAAUUACGAUCAAAUUCCUAGCUAUGCUAAGCCCGAUUACGGACAACCCAGCUUUAGUUAUGAUCAAGGAGAUGCAGGUGGUUUUCUAAACGAAUAUCCACCAUCUGUGGAUGAGCCCGCAGGUGGUUAUGAUGGAUUUUAUCACAACCAAGAAAACGAUUAUCAUUCGAAUGGUGGUUACUUACCUGUACACCCAAAUGUGUAUCAACGUCCAGUAGUCACUAAAACUAUACAAAUUGCCCAGCCUGCACUGAAAGCGAAGAAAUUCGAAGUACGUCAUCCAGCUAUCCAAAAGGAAUUCUACGAUAUCGAAGAACGAGUUGUGAUUAAACCGGCUGGCACGAUAGUUGUUGAAUUGGAACAUCCAGUUGCGAAGAUUCCGAAAGGUGAAACGGUACUACCACUCGGUCAUCCUCAUCCAGCCAUUGCAGCACAAUACAAUAUAAAUAGCGAUGCAGACAUUGAGACCGAGUCAUCUAGCGCGGGUUCUUAUAACAACGGCGUGCGCUCAAACUCAAAUCAAGUUUAUGCAAAUGCUGCUAGAAAAAAUCCCGCACCUGUGAUUAGUGGUACACAUAUUGGCUCAACAGUUACCGCUACACCAACAAACAAUCAAAAUGCCAAACGUGAUUUUGUGGAAGCUAAUUUGCGGAAGCAAUAUGGUGAGGAGGCACAACUCCAAGCUCCCAGUGAUGCUGGGCUUGGAGAGCAAAAUUCACGCGGUAAAAACUAUUACAUACCCGAUGACACACACGACAAUCAGCGUCAAGUGUCUAACAGGAAUUUUGCGCCCAACACAUUUAGACGUGACGAGAACAAUUAUCAACGUCCAGCACGUGUUGAAGUGCAGCAAAGCGAGCAGGUGUACCGACCAAGAUUCUCUAAAAACGAAGAACAAAAUGUAUCUCCCAAGGUGCCCAACGACUUUAACAACGAAAACGAUGAAUUUAAGGGUGAGUACAUCACAGGUAACUUCUAUAGUGCAGCUAAAGACCCUAAACCUGCACGCCUACAAGAGGAACCGGCAAAGAGUGAGCGUAUUACAGCCGAACCGCAGACACGUAUCAUAAAGCAUGAGCACACAAUUAAUAUACCACCCUCUCAGCAUAACAUUUAUUUGGCCCCUAGUCGAUUUGAAGAACGUCCAGUACUUGUACAGGCACAACGUAAGCAAGCACCAUCAGCUAAGCAGCAGCCAGCCCACUUGGAAGAGGAACCCGCACGCGUGAGUGAAGUUAAAUCGUUCUUGGAUCGUCAGCGUGACGGUGUAGUUGUAUAUGCUAUACCCGCGCGUCGUCCAGUGGCCCCACAACAGCGUUAUACACAGAAUGAACGACGACAACCGCAAUACGUGUCACCACAACGCUCUUACGAACAAUUACGUUACGAUCCCGAUGGCGAUGUGGACUCAGCAGCGGUAGAAUACAGCGCACCUUACUCACAUAUGCGAUACGAUCCAAACGAAUCUGCACGCCUUACCGAAGAUGUGACAUAUCAGCGUAACGCAAAUGAGAAUGUCCCUGAACGAACCAUAACAGUACACUAUAAUCGCGGACCCGAGUCACAUGCACGUCUCAUUGCACAAAAUAAGUCAGACUCCGAAUCAAAGGCACCCGCAAAGGUAGCGGAAAGUAAUGAAGACAUCAUGUCAAAGCCCGAUGAGAUACGUCCACUUGCACAUAUCCAAUUACAAGUUCCAUAUGGUCCACAAGAAGCCGAUGAGCCCAUCCGAGUUAUGUCUUCAAUUAACCCACCUAAAGAACGUAGUCGCACCGCCAAAAUUAGUCAGCCCGAAGCUAAACAAGCCGUUGUGGAACAAGUGGUGAAUGUAAAUACCGAAGCGGCUGCCGAUGAAGGUGCUAAACAAGAAGACGCUUUACGUUCGGAAAAUAUCGAAUCACAGCCAGAUUGUGUACACAGCGCUGAGAAGGUAAAUGCACGUUAUGAAAAUGCACAACCAAGUGACUACGAUAAUGUGCAGUAUGUGGCAGAGCGCCAAAACAGGAGACAAAUCAAGUCUCAACGCUUAAUUGAUACCAGCAACUCCAACGCUAACAGCAAAGAGAAUGUCAAAGCGGCGGCCUCCGAUGCGGAAAUUGUUGAAACGAAUGCUAAAGACACAAGUGGGCAAUCAGCACCACCAGGCUCACGUGUAAUUUCCGCUAAUCCAGCGCCCAACGAUGCCUCCGCAACAAGUGAAAGCUUUCACAAACGUCGCAUUGUGGUCAAUCAUCCUUUCCAAACCGUGCGCGAAGUCGUCGAACAUGAACCGAUCACAAACUAUCAUCAAAUACAGGUGCACGAACGCGCCUCACCAACAUCCGCAUAUAACAAGGCGCCAUACUUUGCACCCAAUGGCCAACUGCGUCAAUUUGAAAUGGUACGUGUUCCAGUUAUGUACCAUCACCCAAGCAGCGCUACGCACGGCAAUUUAGUUUACGCAUUACCUGAUGCCAUUCCCGUGCACGAAGACAAUGGCGAAGUUGAGCCGAGCUAUCAGCAAAGGCGACAGCGUGUUCGCGCUUAAGCCCACUGAUUAU
Molecule: messenger RNA, 3627 nt
Organism: Zeugodacus cucurbitae (melon fly)
Lineage: Eukaryota; Metazoa; Arthropoda; Insecta; Diptera; Tephritidae
Exons: 2
Coding region: 138-3614 (1158 amino acids)
Source: RefSeq, a predicted model, not a curated record